Molecule: messenger RNA, 962 nt
Organism: Lotus japonicus
Lineage: Eukaryota; Viridiplantae; Streptophyta; Magnoliopsida; Fabales; Fabaceae
Exons: 2
Coding region: 15-608 (197 amino acids)
Source: RefSeq, a predicted model, not a curated record
UCAAGGUCCGCUCCAUGUUGAUUCUAGAGGAAUCUGGUCUCGCCAGGAUGUCAGGUCCGGCCUCUCAGACUGCUUUGCACACCUCUGCUUCCCGUCCACCGGCCUCCGUUGACUCCUCUCAGCAGCGCCCCACCUACCGCAGCGAUCAGGGCCACUCCAACCAUCGUUAUGGGUCAGGGCAAAAUCGCAAUUAUCAGGGUGGUUCUGGUAAACCUAGGAAGAAAGGUGGCUCCCGUUAUCCUGGAUCAUCUGGCUCCUCUGGUUCCUCUGCUGCAUCUCCUCCACCCUGGCGCCCACCACCGCAGGCAUCCUGGAAUCCAUGGGGUUGGGCUCCUCCCCCUGGUUGGGCUCCUUCCCCUUGGGGCAUGCCUCCUUGUCCUUACCCCACAUCUCAGUGGUCGCGUCCCAUGGGUGUUCCGCAGCAACCCGGCGUUUUAGGUCCGCGUCCUCAGGCCUACACCGCUACUGCUUCUCCAGCACCCACUGAUAUCGUUGCUGCCAUGCACACCAUGUCCUUGACUCCUCCAGACACCACGUGGUACAUGGACACUGGCGCCUCGUCCCAUACUGCGGCAUCUCAAGACGGGGAUGCCUCUCCUGAGAUGUAACAGCCUCGGCGACCUCUACCCAGUCACUCGUUCCUCUCCCUUUGCUGGUCUUGCUUCUAGUGUCUGGCACAAUCGACUUGGUCAUCCAGCUUCCUCAGCUUUAAACCAUCUUAGGAAUAAUAAACUUAUUUUUUGUGAACCUUCGCGUUCUAGUUCUGUUUGUGACUCUUGUGUUUUAGGCAAACAUGUCCGGUUGCCUUUUAGUUCAUCUGCAACUAUUACUUUGAGACCAUUUGAUAUUUUGCAUAGUGAUUUAUGGACGUCUCCUGUUUUAAGUACUGCUGGUCAUCGUUAUUACGUUUUGUUUUUGGAUGAUCACACUGAUUUUUUAUGGACGUUUCCGAUUAGCAAGAA